AUGAGUUCCAACCCGUCUCAAUCCUGUUGCUACCAAGGGUUCAAACACGAUGGAAAACCACGAGGCACCAUUACAACCGUCGAAGAGUUUGAGGUCUAUACCAGCUACCCUCCCAGCAAGUCAACCGAGCAUGGGAUCUUGAUACUCACCGACAUUAUUGGCCACCGGCUCAUAAAUGCCCAACUCGUCGCUGACCAGUUUGCGAUGCAUGGGUAUUUUGUUAUGAUGCCAGACCUCUUUCAUGGUGACCCUGUGCCAUUGAACAAACCGGGCGAAUUCAAUAUGCAGAGGUGGAGAACAGGAGGAUACCAUCCCGAAGGAAAAACUCACCUGCCCAUGGACGUCGAUCCUGUUGUUGAGUCUUGCAUUAGAGAGAUGCAAACAAAAUUUAAAUGCAAGAAACUCGGAGCUGUGGGGUACUGUUUUGGUGGCAAAUAUGUCGUUCGACACUUAUUUCCAGGAAAGUUUGAUGCUGGGUACACUGCACACCCGUCUCACGUUGAGGCAGAUGAAUUGAAAAAGAUCGGUGGCCCUCUGGCCAUUUCUGCCGCCGAAACUGACGCAAUCUUUCCCCCGGAAAAGUGCCAGGAGACGGAGGCCAUCUUGAAGGCAUUAAAAUUCCCCUGGCAAAUAAACCUGUACAGUGGCGUCAAGCAUGGAUUUGCAGUACGAGGCAAUCCCGAGAUACCGGCGGAGAGAUAUGCGAUGCAUAGCGCAUUCGUGCAGGCACUUGAGUGGUUUAAGGAGCAUCUA
Penicillium cinerascens is the source of this 753-nucleotide messenger RNA. RefSeq lists its product as uncharacterized. The record is from RefSeq and is a predicted model, not a curated record. The transcript has 3 exons. Lineage: Eukaryota; Fungi; Ascomycota; Eurotiomycetes; Eurotiales; Aspergillaceae. Gene Ontology annotation, molecular function: hydrolase activity. The annotation marks the transcript as partial.